AAGAGGAUAAGCCCCGGGUCUGACGUCAGCGCUAUCGACCAAUCACAGCGCGCGUUGGUGGGCGGUGUCACGGAGGGCGCACCCCGAGGAAGGAAGGAAGGGUGGGGAGAGGAAGCUGGAAUUCAAGAUGGAGGUCACGGGCUGCCCCGCCGCCGCUGUGGGGAACGGGGACGUGGGGUCCCAGCGGGACUUGAGCCUGGUGCCCGAGCGGCUUCACAAACGCGAGCAAGAGCGGCAGCUGGAGGUGGAAAGGCGGAAGCAGAAGCGGCAGGACCAGGUGGUGGAAGAGGAGCAGAGCGACUUCUUCGCCGCCGCCUUCUCCCGGGAGCGCGCGGCGGUGCAGGAACUGCUGGAGGGCGAGCCGUCCGCGGAGCGGCUGGGGGAGGCGGCGGCCCGGCUGCAGGGGCUGCAGAAGCUUCUCAACGACGGGGUAAGGUUCCUGGCCGCCUACGACCUGCGGCAGGGACAGGAGGCCCUGACGCAGCUCCAGGCGGCCCUGGCCGAGCGGCGCCAGGAGCUGCAGCCCAAGAAGCGCUUCGCCUUCAAGGCGCGGAGGAAGGACGCUGCCUCGGUCUCCGGGGGAGGAGCGGCUGCCAACGCCCCUCCGGCUGAAGGCGUCGCGGGCCCUUCGCCGCCCUCGAAGGCAGGGGGAGCCCCCGCGCUCAGCUGGGCCUGCGGGUUCUCCCACCGCGACUCCCAGGUCUUGGAGAUGAGAGCCGACGAGCUGCGCCAGCGCGACGUCCUCCUGAGCGAGCUGAGCAGCUGUACCGUCCGGCUGUACGGUAACCCCAACACCGUGCGGCUGGCCAGGGCCCGCGGCUGCAAGGUGCUCUGCGGCCCGGUGUCCACCUCCGUGUUCCUGGAGGACUGCAGUGACUGCGUGCUGGCCGUGGCCUGCCAGCAGCUCCGCGUGCACACCACCAGGGACACCCGGAUCUUCCUGCAGGUCACCAGCAGGGCCAUCGUGGAGGACUGCGGCGGGAUCCGCUUCGCCCCCUAUACCUGGAGCUACGAGGACAUCGACAAGGACUUCGAGGGCUCCGGUUUAGACAGGAGCAAAAACAACUGGAGCGAUGUUGACGAUUUCAACUGGCUGGCGCGGGAUGUGGCCUCCCCAAACUGGAGUAUUCUUCCUGAAGAGGAGCGAGGGAUCGAGUGGGAUUGAGCCGGUGGCACUCUGUUCCCCCACCUACAGAUGCUUUCCUUGUGGGAAGGACUUCAGCCAGCGGAGCUGCAGUUGUAUGUUUUCAGUAGUUUCAACUUAGGACGGUGAUCGGCUCCUUUUUGUGAUGGCCGUUAAAUUCCUGACAUCUAACAACAUUUUGCCAUUUUGGGAAUAUCUGCCAACUUCUUUGACUCUGAUAAUUUGAAGCAAUAAGGGGAAAAGAGUGUAGUGUUGGUUCUGAAGCUGACCACAGAGCAUGAUAAAAUAAGUCUUCAAUAAGUGUUUAACAAGCAAAGUCGGGAGGGCUGCAGGAGCAGCCGGUUCAUAAGGAAAUAUGGUACCCAACCUGUGCAAAAAUAACAUUUACAGAAGUUUUUUGAAUAAAGGUUUGACUUACAUAAGCGUUUCUCAGCAGGCCAAUAAAAAACUCCUCUUCGGUCUUUA
Messenger RNA from Heterocephalus glaber (naked mole-rat), 1609 nucleotides. It is a transcript of the gene Tbcc, whose product is annotated as tubulin folding cofactor C. Gene Ontology annotation, cellular component: cytoplasm. The record is from RefSeq and is a predicted model, not a curated record. Gene Ontology annotation, biological process: tubulin complex assembly; post-chaperonin tubulin folding pathway. Lineage: Eukaryota; Metazoa; Chordata; Mammalia; Rodentia; Bathyergidae. Gene Ontology annotation, molecular function: tubulin binding.